Messenger RNA from Exophiala aquamarina CBS 119918, 618 nucleotides. RefSeq names its product ubiquinone biosynthesis monooxygenase Coq7. Gene Ontology annotation, biological process: ubiquinone biosynthetic process. The record is from RefSeq and is a predicted model, not a curated record. Gene Ontology annotation, cellular component: mitochondrial inner membrane. Lineage: Eukaryota; Fungi; Ascomycota; Eurotiomycetes; Chaetothyriales; Herpotrichiellaceae. Bases 1 to 618 code for a protein of 205 amino acids. Gene Ontology annotation, molecular function: 3-demethoxyubiquinol 3-hydroxylase activity. The transcript has a single exon.
AUGUCUGUACAGAGCACGAAUUCCGAUACACAACACUCUAAAACCACCCUCUCAGAUGAACAAAGGAAGUUCCUCGACAGUGCUCUUCGUGUUAAUCAAGCUGGCGAACUUGCAGCCACCCUGAUAUACACAGCACAGACACCUCCAUUGGUCAAAGCACAUCCUCAGCUGCGGCCACUCAUGAAACACAUGUAUGACCAAGAAGCUGGACAUUUCAAGACAUUCAAUGAACUGUUGGCCAAGCACCGUAUCAGACCCACUGCUAUGUAUCCUGUCUGGCAAGCAGCUGCAUCCAUUCUUGGUUGGACAACAGGUAUGAUGGGAAGAGAGGCUGCAAUGGCAUGUACCGAAGCCGUGGAGACAGAGAUUGGAAACCAUUACAAUGGCCAAGUGCGGGAGCUUUUCCGGUGGAUGCAGGAGCUAAAAGAGAAGGGCGAGGAGCUAGAUCCUGAGUUAAAGGUGCUGAUUGAUGACAUCAAACGCAUCCGAGAUGAGGAGUUGGAACAUCUGGAUCAUGCCCUCGAGAAUGAUGCAAAAGAGGCGAAGCCAUAUGAGCCUAUCACCGAUAUCAUCCGUUAUGGUUGCCGAAGCGCAAUCUGGAUAAGUGAACGGGUAUGA